AUGAGGCCAGGGAAGGGAAUACUCCUAAACCAGAUAAAAUACAGUUUGGAGUUAAUAUCAAAGGUAGAACUCAGUGGUGCUAAACCAUUUCUUACACCAUUAGAGGCAAAUCAUAAACGUACCACAGUGGACUCUGAUGUUCAUGUGGAAAAUAAAGGUGAUCCUGAACUAGAGGAUGUGGAUAUCAAUCACUGGAUAUGUGGUGAAGUUAGGGGAUGCUAUCCCAACCUGGAAAUCCAAGAAACAACACACAACAGAAGUUCAGCAGAGGCUGAACACAAAAGCAUGGCAGUGGAAGUUGCUAAAUUAACUUGGGUGUAUAAGCUUCUAAAGGAGUUGAACUGUCAUGUUUCUACUCAUGUUACCCUGUAUUGUGAUAACCAAGCAGCCAUACAAAUAGCUUCUAAUCCAAUUUUCCAUGAGAGGACUAAGCAUAUAGACAUUGAAUGCCACUUUGUGAGGGAGAAGAUCAAAAGUGGCCUAAUUCAACCUUAA
Molecule: messenger RNA, 495 nt
Organism: Solanum dulcamara
Lineage: Eukaryota; Viridiplantae; Streptophyta; Magnoliopsida; Solanales; Solanaceae
Exons: 2
Coding region: 1-495 (164 amino acids)
Source: RefSeq, a predicted model, not a curated record